Messenger RNA from Scomber scombrus (Atlantic mackerel), 3001 nucleotides. It is a transcript of the gene znrf3, whose product is annotated as zinc and ring finger 3. Gene Ontology annotation, biological process: Wnt receptor catabolic process; ubiquitin-dependent protein catabolic process; negative regulation of canonical Wnt signaling pathway. The transcript has 8 exons. Bases 166 to 2859 code for a protein of 897 amino acids. Gene Ontology annotation, molecular function: ubiquitin protein ligase activity; frizzled binding. The record is from RefSeq and is a predicted model, not a curated record. Lineage: Eukaryota; Metazoa; Chordata; Actinopteri; Scombriformes; Scombridae.
GUGGUGAAAUAAACACGCUUCAGCCAAGGCUCAGCUUUUAUUGCACAAUUGUGACUCUUUUGACGAAUCGCCCGUAGCGCGCAUAGACCUGAUUUCAAUUACCUUCACCCGAUUAAUUAAUCCGUGUGAAAUUAUGUCCCGAUCGGCGCAGAUCCAGCCGGCAAGAUGAUGAUUUCACCGAGGAGAGGCUCUGAUCGUGUACCCGACUCGGUGGUCCUGGUGAUCUUGGUGGUCGCCGCUUCUCUUGGUACCGUUUUCGCCAAGGAUACUGCCUUUGUGGAAGUGGUUCUGUUCGAGUCCAGUCCCAAUGGAGAUUAUACUACUUACACGACUGGCUUGCAAGGACGGUUCUCCAAAGCAGGAGCCACUAUCAGCGCGGAGGGGGAGAUCGUUCAAAUGCAUCCUUUGGGAUUAUGUAACAAUAACGAUGAGGAGGACCUAUAUGAGUACGGAUGGGUUGGAGUGGUGAAGCUGGAGCAACCCGAGCUGGACCCCAGUUGUCUCACCGUGCUGGGAAAGGCAAAGAGAGCAGUGCAGAGAGGAGCCACAGCCGUCAUCUUUGAUGUGUCAGAAAAUCCAGAUGCCAUCGACCAGCUGAACCAGGUUGCCGAGGAUCCCCUGAAGCGGCCGGUUGUGUACGUGAAGGGCAACGAUGCUGUGAAGUUGAUGAACAUCGUCAACAAACAGAAAGUGGCCCGGGCUCGCAUACAACACAGACCACCGAGGCAGCCCACGGAAUAUUUUGACAUGGGUAUCUUUCUGGCUUUCUUCGUGGUCGUGUCGCUGGUUUGCCUCAUUCUGCUCAUCAAGAUCAAACUCAAGCAAAGGAGAAGCCAGAGCUCGAUGAACAGAAUGGCCAUCCAGGCUUUGGAAAAGAUGGAGACACGAAAGUUCAAGGCCAAAGGAAAAGCCCAGCGUGAGAGCAGCUGUGGAGCCUCUGAUUCACUGAGCAGCAGCUCCACCUCUGACUGCGCCAUCUGUCUGGAGAAGUACAUUGAUGGGGAGGAGCUGCGAGUCAUCCCCUGUGCACACAGAUUUCAUAAAAAAUGUGUCGAUCCCUGGCUGCUCCAGCAUCACACCUGUCCCCACUGUAGACAUAACAUCAUUGAACAAAAGAAGGGAAAUCCGGGACCAGCAUGCAUGGACCCCGGCAACCCAGUCCAUGGCCGGCAGCAGAGGGUGGUGCUGCCCGUCCAUUAUCCUGGCAGGGUGCACCGUGCAGGCCAGGUGACAGCCUACCCAACCAGAACAAGCAUGGACCCGCAUGGAAACCCCAUUACUGUGCUCACUGUGGACCAGCACCCAGAUCCUCAAGGUUUGUACCCACCCCAAUCAACGUCUGCCUUCCUCCGGAGCUACCACCCCACCCUCCAUCUGGACCACUCACUCAACCCUCACCAUUGCGGAUUGGAGCACCGUGGACCCCCUGCCUACCAAGCACAACCGCAUCACGCUGCUUUUAAACGACCCAAAUUCCACGGGCGCAACUUCUCCCGAGCAGCCUGCUUCUCGCAGUACGAGACUAUGUACCAGCACUACUAUUUUCAGGGGUUGACUUUCCCUCAGCAACCUGAGGGUGGCCAAGGGCCUGCGAUGGCAGGACAGCUUGGUGGUGGAGCAGGGGCUCAUAAGGGCCACCACAGCAGGGCCUUCCAGCAGGGACUGUUAUACCCCACAGUGGUACACAUGGCACCUGCCUCUUCUUCAAGGAUAGGUGAUACCGGCAGCACUUCUGGCCUGAGCUGUUACCAUGGCCACCGCUCAGUGUGCAGCGGUUACCUCGCUGACUGCCCUGGUAGUGACAGCAGCAGCAGCAGCUCAGGCCAGUGUCACUGUUCCUCCAGUGACUCCAUGUUGGACUGUACUGAGGUCAGCAACCAGGGGGUGUACGGUAGCUGCUCUACUUUCCGCAGCUCGUUGAGCAGUGACUACGAUCCUUAUGUCUACCGAAGUAAGAGCCCAUGUAGGGGCUCCGCAGGGGAAGCAGGGGCUACGGGUUGCACCUCAGUUCCUGCUGAGGACUCGUCAUCCCCUGCUCCCUUGGGACAUGAUUGCCUCCAGCUUCCUCCUGGGGCUUCGGGAUAUAACUCGGGGGACCACCUCUCCAACUGCAGCUUGGAGCCCAAUUACAGCAGUCGCUCAUCACUGGAACCCAGGGAGAACAGCAACACUAGCACUACCUCAGGCGGGGCUCCAGAGGCUAUCGGAGCAGACAGGGGGAAGGGGGCACAAGACGAGUCAGGGGAGCUAGGGGCUGCAGCCUGUAGCUGCUGCUUCGAGGUGCUUCCUCCCAAUGUGGAGUGCAAGGGGCAGGACUUGGACCAAGCUGGGCCUCUGGCCUCAGGACACUGUCACAGGGGGAUGGAAUUUCAGAGCUCCACCUCCAAGAACUACUUUGUUUCUGAGCACAUGUGCCCUUCCUCGGAGCAGGUUAGCUACGAAGGGCUACCUUGCUGUUUCUACAAAGAGAUGAAGGUCCACAGGGCCACAGCAGGGCGCUACACAGAGGACUACGCUGUUAAUGUGCAGUAUGCGCAUGCAGACUCGGAAACCUGUUCUGGACAGGCCUGCUGUGAACUGAACCAGAGAAUACCCAUAAUUCCUGAGGACACAGAUUGUGAAAUGGGCACAGGGGCAGAGACCCAGAGCAGUUUAUUGCCUGUCAAUGUCACAGUGGAGGCAGAAUUGCGGACAGGGGAGCGACAUGAGACCAGGGAGGGGUAUUUCACCUCAGGACAGUUUAGAGGUCAGCCAUACCCUCAGGAGGAGGAGACCAGGGCUUUAUUUCACCCUCAGCUCUCUGGAAGCCCCAAUGCAUUGGGAAGCAGUACAACAAAUGAUGGAGGUCUGGGUAUAUGAACUUGAGUCCAGAGAAAAGGAACUCAGUCAAAAGUAUGUAUUUGGUACCGUAUCAGUCAGUCAGUCAAUCAUUGAAACCCUCAGUUGCCUUGUUCUAACCGUGCUCUCUGAGCGCUGAAUGUUUUCAUCUUAGAUUGUGUGG